CUCCAUCUGUCUGUCUGUCUGUCUGUCCUCCCGUCCGCCGCCAUGGAGGCCAUCAAGAAGAAGAUGCAGAUGCUGAAGCUGGACAAGGAGAACGCCACUGACCGCGCAGAGCAGGCCGAGGCCGACAAGAAGGCCGCAGAGGAGCGGGCCAGGCAGGCAGAGGAGGCUCUGACCCACCUGCAGAAGCAGCUGAAGGGGACCGAGGAUGAGCUGGACAAGUACUCAGAGAGCCUCAGAGACGCCCAGGAGCGCCUGGGGCUCACGGAGAAGAAGGCCGCGGACGCCGAGGGAGACGUGGCGGCCCUGAACCGUCGGGUCCAGCUGGUGGAGGAAGAGCUGGACCGGGCGCAGGAGCGGCUGGCCACCGCCCUGCAGAAGCUGGAGGAGGCCGAGAAGGCGGCCGAUGAGAGCGAGAGAGGCAUGAAGGUGAUCGAGAACCGAGCCAUGAAGGAUGAGGAGAAGAUGGAGAUCCAGGAGCUGCAGCUCAAGGAGGCCAAGCACAUCGCCGAGGAGGCCGACCGCAAAUACGAGGAGGUCGCCCGGAAGCUGGUGAUCCUGGAGGGAGAACUGGAGAGAGCAGAGGAGCGAGCGGAGGUGUCUGAGAUGAAGUGUGGGGACCUGGAAGAGGAGCUUAAGAACGUCACCAACAACCUCAAGUCUCUGGAGGCGGCUUCUGAGAAGUACUCGGAGAAGGAGGACAAGUAUGAGGAAGAGCUCAAGCUUCUGUCGGACAAGCUGAAGGAGGCCGAGACCCGGGCGGAGUUCGCAGAGCGCACCGUGGCAAAACUGGAGAAGAGCAUCGAUGAUCUGGAAGAGAAACUGGCCCAGGCCAAGGAGGAGAACGUGGGGCUGCACCAGACGCUGGACCAGACGCUCAACGAGCUCAACUGCAUCUGAGCCCAGGACUUGCCCGGCUCCUCUCAGAGAAGCUUCGCGCCGGCCCGUCCCUCCUUCCCUCCCCACUCUUCUCUCCGCUCUGGUCUCUCCCCCUUUUCCUUCUGCAUCUGUGACUCCCCCCCGAGGUGAGCGGGGUCCAGGCGGAGCCGGGACGCCCCCCAGGACGGUGCAGUGAGCAGCACUGGCCUGAGCCCAUCCCAUCCGGGGCCAGACUGGGUGCUGUUGUGUUUGAUUUCAGUUUGGGGUUUUCUCUUUUUAUUAUUUUCUGGGCAGCAGCGGGUAGAUGAGGACCCCUCCUCCUCCCCUCCUCCUCCUCCUCCUCCUCCUCCUCCUCCUCCUCCUCCUCCUCCCGGCCAAGAUUGCACACUGGUCUGUUCUGAACGGAGUGGGAUCCAGGUCUCUGCACGCAGGGAAGGCUUGAGAUUCCAGGGGAGGGAAAGAGAUGGAACUAACAGACACCAAGAAUGCGCGUCCAGAUUGACUGGCCGGGCUGCAUCUCCUCCUCCGUCUGGCAGAGACCAGGAGAGACAAAGCGGAGAGUCAGGGGGCGAAUAAUAAUACUAAUAAUCAUGACCGAAAGACACGCGUCCUGGUCGCCCUGACGUCAGGUCCUCUGUAUGUCAGGGGGCCGGCAAAGUUAGAAUGCUUAUUCCUUCUUCCGGGACCAAAUUUUAUCCAGAGGCCAGAGAGGAAAGUUACCCCCCCCAAAAAAAAAAAAAAAAAAUUUGCCUUUUGCCAAGAUUUCUCAUCCCUUUUUUCUUUCGGGACCAAACUUUAACCAGAAGCUGGGGAAGUCACAGAGUGAUUUUUUUUUUUUUUUCCUUCUUCCGCUGGGAUUUCUUCUCCCUUCUUUCGGGGACCAAACUUCAGGCGAAUCUUGGCGGGAAAGCUACAAAAUGACUCCCGCCAAGAUUU
Molecule: messenger RNA, 1812 nt
Organism: Erinaceus europaeus (western European hedgehog)
Lineage: Eukaryota; Metazoa; Chordata; Mammalia; Eulipotyphla; Erinaceidae
Product: tropomyosin alpha-4 chain
Exons: 9
Coding region: 43-897 (284 amino acids)
Biological process (GO): muscle contraction; actin filament organization
Cellular component (GO): actin filament
Molecular function (GO): actin filament binding
Source: RefSeq, a predicted model, not a curated record